Molecule: messenger RNA, 5028 nt
Organism: Trichechus manatus latirostris (Florida manatee)
Lineage: Eukaryota; Metazoa; Chordata; Mammalia; Sirenia; Trichechidae
Product: graves disease carrier protein
Exons: 7
Coding region: 938-1534 (198 amino acids)
Biological process (GO): replication fork reversal; mitochondrial coenzyme A transmembrane transport
Cellular component (GO): mitochondrial inner membrane; cytoplasm
Molecular function (GO): 5'-flap endonuclease activity; single-stranded DNA helicase activity; coenzyme A transmembrane transporter activity
Source: RefSeq, a predicted model, not a curated record
AAGUGUAAUACCUUUUUGAAGGAUUAAUACUUGUGGUAGUUUAAAUUUUUAAAGAUAGUUUUGUUUUGGCAUUAUCUAUUUCCAGAACUGUUCAUCACUUAUGUUAGUCAUAAGUUAGAAUUAGUUACAAAAUUCUUUAUGUUCAGACUUAUGAAAGAGGUGGCAAAAUAUCCUUCAAGUAAAUAAUAAUCCAUAUAUUACUAGCUUUUUUUUUUUUUUUGCAGUGUUUCAGGAGAAAUGAUUUUUUAUAAAAAUAUCCCAGUAGUUAGUUAUACCAACAAACAUUUUUUGUAAGCCUAGUUUACAUGCAUCAGUAUACCUACAAGGCUAAAACUCUAUGCUAAUUUACUUUUUGAACCUUUUAAUGAGCUCCAGUCAGAGCAUCAUUAUUACCCAAUUAUAAAGAUGCUUCCAAUCAUGUGGUUUCAUCUGCAUGCGCUACAAGCUGUUGUUUUUGUUACUGCCAGUGUUUUUAUAGUCACUGAUUUUGUCAAAUUUUCUGGUGUUUUAGCUACAAUAUUGUGGUAAUUAGAAUGGGAGAGGGGUGAUACCAUGAGUUACCGUGCUGAGUAUUACUAACUUUUUUAAUGUGCUUUUUGUUCGUCAGUUGUAGGAGAGAUCACUGUGGUGUUCGAUUUUCAUAUUAAAUAAAAUAGUUAAACUAUAUUGUAAAAGUUUGUUUUGGAGUGAUUCUAUCAGUUAACAGCUUUUCCCAUCUUACUCUUUGAUUGCGGAUGACACAGGACCAGGCAGUGUUUCGUUCUGUUGUACAUAGGCUUCCUGUGAGUCGGAACUGACUCGAUGGCACCUAACAACAACUCUUUGAUGAAGUUUCCCCUCUCUGGCUGAAUGAAAGUUUAUCCUCUCAGACAUUGUCUUAACACAGAAAGGGUUAAUUACUACAAAGCUGGGAGUUUCAGGUCAUGUACACAGAUUAAUGGCUGGAUCCAUGGCAGGUAUGACAGCAGUUAUCUGUACUUACCCUCUUGACAUGGUUAGAGUCCGCCUAGCAUUCCAGGUGAAAGGGGAACAUACCUAUUCAGGAAUUAUUCAUGCAUUUAAAACAAUUUAUGCAAAGGAAGGUGGUUUCCUUGGAUUUUACAGAGGUCUGAUGCCUACUAUAUUAGGAAUGGCUCCAUAUGCAGGUGUUUCAUUUUUUACUUUUGGUACCUUAAAGAGUGUUGGGCUUUCCUAUGCUCCUACCCUUCUUGGCAGACCUUCAUCAGACAAUCCUAAUGUCUUAGUUUUGAAAACUCACAUAAACUUACUUUGUGGUGGUGUUGCUGGAGCAAUAGCACAGACAAUAUCUUACCCUUUUGACGUAACUCGUCGACGAAUGCAAUUAGGAACUGUUCUGCCAGAAUUCGAGAAGUGCCUUACCAUGUGGGAGACGAUGAAGUAUGUCUAUGGACAUCAUGGAAUUCGAAAAGGAUUAUAUCGUGGUUUAUCCCUCAAUUACAUUCGCUGCGUUCCCUCUCAAGCAGUGGCUUUUACAACAUACGAACUUAUGAAGCAGUUUUUUCACCUCAACUAAAAAAAAAAAAAAUCCUGGUUUUUGUUUUUUUUUUUCCUUCCUUGAUACACUGUCAGAGGGAGAAAUAAAAUGUUACUUUAACUUUGGGGGAACAUUACUUGAAGGGGAGUAUUUAUCCUGUCACAGGAACCACUGGUAUUUUAGUACUUGAUUGUUGUUUUUUUAAAAUAUUUUUUUGUCACAAAUCAAAAGCACUUACCAUACUUUUUGAUGCCAAAAGUUAUACUUUAGCACAUUGGAAAAAGAAAAUUCCUAAGCUGAUGCUGGCUAAUCAGUUAGGUUAUUUGAAACCGUUUUAAAGUAUUAUUUGGAAGUAAUACUAACUUCAAAACGGGUUUCAAGAGGUUGCCAUUAGCUUUAUCAUGCUGUUCCAAGCUUUUAAUUAUGAUUUUUUAAAAGACUACAGCAUUGUUUACUUUUAUUAAAAUAAACAGGCUUGGUUAUAUUGCAGCCGAAAGAUGAGAACUGAUGUGUUAAGUUCUAUAGAACAUAGUUUAAAACCAGCUUUGCAGUAUUCUUCUUCUUAUUUUCCUUUUCAUAAUUCUCCACUGGAUAAAAGGGUAAAUGCUUUUUUUGUCUUCAUUUUUUAAAAUAAAGUAAUAUUGUGUUUAAAAAGUAGCCAUGUAGAGUUUCAACAAUAAAUGAAAAAUUUUCAGAUAUUGCUCAAAUGGUACCCCCAGGUACGAUGGGUGAUUUGCAUGUAUCUUUAAAAGUCAUUAUUUCCCAAAGGCAAUAGUAAUACUGAUUAUCUUUGCUUACAAAAACAGAGUAGCACUAUAUAUUUGUUUUUGUUAGAUAGUUUGGUGUAUAUUAGAAAGUUUAUUUAAGUGGACUGUGAAAUAUCCAUUAAUGUAGAUAUGAAUGUCAAAGAAUGUUUCUAAGGCAUAUGUCAUGACACAUCAACUAGUUCUUCCAUGUAAAAUAAUUUUAGGGCAAUAUAAAUGUAAGUAAAGAUGUAAAAUAUGAUUUGAAUUGUUAACUUUUAUGUUAAGAAAGUGGUUUAAAAUAUAAGAAUUCCAUUUAUUGUUUUUACAGUACUUUUUAUGUUUUAUUAUAAGCAUGACAGAUAUGGGCGGGGAACAAUAAUAGUUCUGUCCUCAGAAAUAUUGAUUUGUAGAAUUGAUGUGGUUUUUUAAGACAUUAGUUCACCAAAGUUCAACAAAGUUGAACUAAAUAGAAAACAGUGUAUAAUUUCUGCUUUAAUUUUAUUUUUGCAUAAAAUAUUUCUUGUCAUAUCUUGGUAAAAAUUUGAUGAACUGGCUUCAUUUCAAAGUCUUUAUUUUAAAAUAAAUGUGUAUCUUUGUAUGAUUUUAAGUAUACCAACAGGUAGAAACAUAUGUGUUCCUAAAACUAUUUUGUAUAUUUUCAUUUCUGGGCUACACUGUAGCUAAAUAUUGUUAUCAAAUCUUAAGAUAAUUUAAAUGUAUAAAAUAAGUAUCUUAGUCAUGUUAUCAGUGGAAGGGGACUGCAAAUAUUUUUUUAAAUAAAAAUUUCCACCCUGUUACAGAAUACAUAGGAUAAUUAUAAAUAAAUUUUAUCCAUGUUUCAACAAUUGUUUCUUUUAACUAUUUACAUUAUUGAAGCAUAAGUUCUAAAGAUAAGAAGUUAGAAUGGAAGAAUAUUUAAAAUAAUGACUGCAUUUAUAUGUGAUUUACUUCAGAUAGAUAACCCAACAUCUUGCCAGGUUAUCUUCCAUUCGAAAAUGGACUAUUUCUUCAUUUAUUGUUCUCCAUUGUUCCUCUUUUACUGCUUUUUGGUGGGUGUGGUCCUCUGGUCUGUAGAAUGGGACAGUGGUGUGGUCUAGGGAUUGAUAAGUGAGGUACCAUUUCUAGGUCUCAGUGGUUACCUAUAUAAAGGUGGAGAGGUUACUGGGUAUAUAUAAUAUAUAAUAUCUUGCCCCAUUCUGCCCGGUGUACUGGACUUCCAUUUAUUCAACACCAAUUGUGUGCCAAGCAUUUUGUCAAGCAUUGUGGGGUACUUCUCCUGGGAAGCCUAUUAGCUGCAUCCACAGUCUGAUUUGGAUACCAGUAAUAUCUCAUGCCAAGUAUUUCUCCAGUAGUGUAUGUACCACACUUUAUGGUAACUGCCUGCCCGUUUACCUAUAUCUUUCCCUCUGGUUUCCUCAGGGACAGAGCCAUCCUUAGUCUCUAGGGAGGAGCACAGGGUGUGACACCAUAAUAGGUACUCAGUGAAUGUCUACUGUUGGGAAGAAGAAAGGCUAGGUCCCUGUUUUUAGAGACCUUAUAUCCUAGUAGGGGGAAAUGAGGCACAAAUAGUCCAAGAAAAGAGCAAUUUAGAAAUAAAGGCUUUUGGUUUGUUUCACAGAGAUGUCUUGUUGCUAAUUUGAGCCAGGAUGAGUGGCAAAUAAUAUAUAAUAAAAUAUACAUUAAAUAAUAAAACGUAUUAUCCAAUAUAUAAUUGUAAUACACAAUAUAUACAAUUAUAUAUGCAAUAUAUAAUUAUAGUAUGUAAUUAUAGAAGUGGGCCAAUAAUAUCUGACAUACUUGUAUAGCAACUGUACACUCUACACAGUUCCUCACAUCCAUUCAUACUUUCUUCUCCUUCACUAGACAAAUAUUUACUAAGUGGCAGACACUGUUAGGCACUAGAAAUCAAUGACAAAUAAUAAUAGCCAUGUGUAUUCCCUGAAUACUUACUAUGUGCCAUGCCUUGUUUUAAGCACUUUCGAUACAUUAACUUGAUCUCCACAACAAUACUACACGUAGUAUAUUCCUUUUUUACAGAUGGCGUAAUCAAGGACCAGAAAGAUUAAGUAACCUGUGCAAGGUCACACAAUAAGUGGUGGAUAUAGGAUUCAAAUCUAGCCAAUCUGAAUCUAGAGCCUAGUCUUCUAGCCAUGAUGCUGUACUCAACAUAGUAGUACCCUGUUUAGAUGAAACUAUAAUAUGUUAAUACAUUUGAACAUUUCAGUAAACAUAAACCUAUCAAUAAAAUGAUUACAGUGUGUGGAAGGUGCUUAUGAAGGAAAUAAAUAGAUUAUUAUGAUAGAGAAUAAUGGUAGGGUAUAAGGAUCAGGGCGGUAUUUUGAAAUGGUCAAGGAAAGUUUCCUUGAUGCACUGGACCUUAAGCUGACACAUGGAGGAUGAGAAGAAAACAGCCAUGAAGAGUUGAUGGGGAAGAAUAUCCCAGGUGAAGAGAACAGCAGAUGCCAAAAAUUCUGAAACAGGAAAAAGCUUGGUUUGACAUAGGAAUUUUCAGAAGGUCAGUGUGAAUAAAGCAUUGUGAGUAAAGGAGUAGCAAUGGAUGGGGUUGGAGAAGUAGGCAAGGACCAGAUCUCAUAUAGAAAUCUGUGGGAUAUGACAGUGAUUUUGUCUUUUACUCUAAAUGCAAUGGGAGGCCAUUGAGAGUUUUCAAUAGGGAAGUAAAAUUGUCUGAUUAUGUUUUUACAGAGAUCACUCUGCUUUGUCAACAAUGGCUUGCAGGAAAAACUAAUCAAUAGAAGUAGAAAACAAACAAUAGAGAAAAUUAACAAA